CUUAGCGAAAGCCUCAUCCUUCUUUGCCAAGCAGCUUCCCAAUCCAUGUGCUGCUAAAAACCCCACGGGAAAAAGCUUCCCCCGCUGCUCCGCUCGCCGAGAAAUGGUGGUAGUAUCGUCUCUCCGGCUGCCGUCUCUCACCUCCCUCUUCUUCGCCUCUUCUCGGUCAACUCAUCGAGCUCCGGCUACUCUAUUCCGCCGGCAGCAGCCGUACCUCGCCGCGGCGAGGUUUUCGGCCCAGAGUGCCGCGUCGUCCAGUCUGCCGGAGACCACGGAGGAGCUAGCCCCUGCGAACCAGAAGAAGAGUAGUAAUAGUAAUAAGGUGAACCAGGACCGAGUCAUCACGCCUCGUUCGCAGGAUUUCAACGCUUGGUACCUUGAUGUGAUUGCUAAUGCUGAGCUCGCUGAUUACGGCCCCGUUCGGGGAACUAUGGUCAUUCGCCCAUACGGCUACGCCAUCUGGGAGGCAAUUCAGGACUAUUUGAAUGUCAAAUUCAAGGAGACCGGGCAUAGCAACAUGUAUUUCCCACAGUUUAUACCGUAUUCGUUUAUUGAGAAAGAAGCUAGUCAUGUUGAGGGAUUCAGUCCUGAAUUGGCUGUUGUAACUAUUGGAGGAGGGAAGGAACUCGAAGAAAAGCUUGUGGUACGAAGAUUGAACCUUGGCCUUUCUUGUUUCAGAAUUCAGUGUUCUAGUGUUUUGCAUGUUGAGAGAUGUGAAUGUUGGUUGUGGCAGGUGAGACCCACCAGCGAAACCAUAGUGAAUCACAUGUUUACUCAGUGGAUUCAUAGUUAUCGUGAUCUGCCUCUUUUGAUCAACCAGUGGGCAAAUGUCACUAGAUGGGAAAUGCGCACCAAACCGUUUGUGAGGACUCUCGAGUUCCUGUGGCAGGAGGGUCAUACGGCUCAUGCAACUCCAGAAGAGGCAGAAGAAGAGGCUCUGAAAAUGAUUGAUGUCUAUACAAAGUUUGCUUACGAGGAAGCUGCAAUACCAGUGGUUGUAGGUAGAAAAUCCAGAGAAGAAACAUUUGCUGGAGCUGUUAGAACGUAUACAAUAGAAGCUAUGAUGGGUGAUAGAAAGGCUUUGCAGGCCGGAACCAGCCAUAACCUCGGGCAGAACUUUUCUCGGGCUUUUGAAACGCAGUUUACUGAUGAGAAUGGGCAGAGGCAACAUGUAUGGCAAACAUCAUGGGCUGUGAGUACACGUUUUGUUGGUGGGAUUAUCAUGACACAUGGAGAUGAUGCUGGCCUAAUGCUUCCUCCCAAACUUGCACCAGUUCAGGUAGUGAUUGUGCCCAUAUGGAAAAAGGAUGAUGAAAAGGCUGGGGUUCUGAAUGCCGCGUCCUCUGUAAAAGAAAUUCUGCACUCCGCUGGUGUGAAAGUCAAACUCGAUGACUCGGACAUGAGAACCCCUGGAUGGAAGUUCAAUUUCUGGGAAAUGAAGGGAGUCCCUAUUAGGAUUGAGAUUGGUCCUCGAGAUGUUGCAAGCGGAAGUGUUGUGAUAUCAAGGAGAGAUGUUCCUGGAAAGCAAGGAAAAGUUUUUGGAAUAUCAAUGGAGCCUACAACUUUAGUAGGUUAUGUGAAAGACAAGCUGGACGAGAUCCAAGCAUCCCUGCUGGCUAAAGCCACAUCAUUCCGAGAUAGUAACAUUGUCGACGUGAGCUCGUAUGACGAACUUAAAGAAGCUAUAUCCCAGGGCAAAUGGGCAAGGGGUCCUUGGUCCGCAAGCGACAAAUACGAAGCAAGAGUGAAAGAAGAAACCGGAGCAACCAUCCGAUGCUUCCCAUUCGAACAGCCCGCAGGAACCAAGACAUGCUUGAUGACUGGCCAACCAGCCGACGAAGUCGCCAUUUUCGCCAAGUCCUACUAGCUGCGGUAAAGGUAACACCUUUCCUGUUCCCAGACCACAUCUACGCAUUACCCAAAUUGGCCAAAGCAAAAUUAGGCUUUAAGCGAUUCUGAGUUUGAUACAUAGGACGUGAACAUGUCUCUUGUAGCUUGAUUCUUACACCUUCAGGAAGGUUCAUAUCUCUUUUGAUUCUCUCUCUCUCUCUCUCUCUCUCUGCCUUCUUCUGGUGAGCUUCUGCUGGGUUUGGUUUUGUACUCUCUAGUGUUUAAAUGUAAGUGUUGGACGAUUACAAAAAGGAGAGGCCAGGAAUCAGAAAUGGGGGCUGUGGUUGUAGAAUAAGAGGAUCGUAAUUCGUAGUAUGUGUGACAGGGAAAGGGAUGGGAGAGGUGGCAAAUGAGGUUGCAGGGAUGUAGAUGGGAGAAGGCGGAGAGAAAAGGAAUCUUUUCUAAUCUUGACUUUUCUUCGUUUUCGUCCUUCCUCUGAAUUCUCCCCUGAUUUCCGCCUUCUUUUCUUCUCAGAGCUAGUGGUGGGUGGGAUCCGCUUCCAUUAUCUCUUUGCUUCUAUCUAUCUUCUUCUUUUAUUUUUUGUUUAUUAUUGAAUUCAUUUUGGGGGUUAUUGCAUUUUUGGCCCUUGUACUGUGUACAAAUUCCAUGCUGCUGAGCU
Molecule: messenger RNA, 2509 nt
Organism: Linum tenue
Lineage: Eukaryota; Viridiplantae; Streptophyta; Magnoliopsida; Malpighiales; Linaceae
Source: the annotation of a GenBank genome assembly